UAUACUAGUCCCCUCGCUUCGGUCUGGCCCUCUGGAGGUGAGGUGCUUCUUUUCGCCUUCUACUCCUGCCCCGGGGCUGCCCCGAGAAUUGGGUGGAAGAUGGCCAUGGAUGUCACCUUCCUGGGAACGGGCUCUGCAUACCCAUCACCUACCAGGGGAGCUUCUGCUGUAGUUCUCCGAUAUGAAGGUGGCUGCUGGCUCUUUGACUGUGGGGAAGGGACGCAAACACAGUUCAUGAAAAGCCAACUGAAAGCAGGGAGAAUUACAAAGAUUUUCAUAACUCAUCUUCAUGGGGAUCACUUCUUUGGUCUUCCUGGACUUCUUUGUACUAUCAGUCUCCAGAGCAGUCCCACUGCUUCCAAAACACCUAUGGAAAUCUAUGGGCCUGUGGGCCUUCGGAACUUCAUCUGGAGGACUAUGGAGCUCUCCCACUCAGAGUUGACCUUCCCCUAUGUGGUCCAUGAGUUGGUGCCCACAGAAGAUCAGUGCCCUGCUGGAGAAUUAAAAGACUUUUCUUACCUAGAUGGAGCUGACAGCCCUCCCAAAGAGAUACAAGGGAGAACAAUCCUCCUGGACUCAGUUGAAGGCUCUUAUAUUCUGGUCAAUGAUGAGCAGUUUCUUGUAAAAGCAUUUCGCCUCUUCCAUCGAAUUCCAUCCUUUGGUUUUUCAGUGGCAGAAAAAGAACGUCCAGGGAGACUCAAUGCACAGAAGCUAAAAGACCUUGGUGUCCCGCCAGGUCCUGCCUAUGGGAAACUGAAAAAUGGAGUUACUGUCGUUUUGGAAAAUGGAGUUAAAGUUUCUCCCCAGGAUGUCUUAGAAAAGCCUGUUCCUGGAAGAAAAAUAUGCAUUUUGGGCGACUGCUCUGGGGUUGUAGGUGAUGGAGGAUUGAAACUGUGCUUUGAGGCAGAUCUUUUGAUUCAUGAAGCCACCCUAGAUGAUGCACACAUGGACAAAGCCAAAGAAUAUGGUCAUAGCACCCCACGUAUGGCGGCGGAAUUUGCCAAGUUAUGCAAAGUCAAGAGACUGGUUCUAACUCACUUCAGUCAGAGGUAUAAACCACUUCUCUUGUCUGGAGAGGGAGAAACAGAUGAUAUUAGAGAAUUAAAAAAGCAAGCAGAAUCGGUGUUGGAUUUCCAAGAAGUGACUCUAGCAGAGGAUUUUAUGGUGAUUGACAUUCCAAAGAAAAAAACCAUCAGCAUUACCUGAGCAUGUUUUUGUGUGCCAAUUUGUAAUGGAGCCUACUCUCCAGAUUUCUGUCUGAAAUUAUUUUGGGUCCAAUAAUCCCAGGAGGGGUGGGGCUGCAUUGCUGAAUUGACCUGUGUGGCCUUAAUGGUAUUGCUCAGAGUGGCUCUUAACACCAGCAACCUUCUUAAAAGUCCCAGUUUGAUUAAAUGAUAACCUGAUUAGAUAAAUACUUAAUGUAGUUUAACUGUUUUCUUUGAAUAUGAUCCCGUACUUUCCCCUUACCAGCUGUGUUUAUUCAGUCAUUUCCGAAACGCAGAGAAAACUGUUUUCUUUUUCUUUCAUUCUUCAAUUAAUUUUUAAAAAUUAAUAGCUUUUUAUUUUCAAAAUAUAUGCAAAGAUAGGAAAAUUCUGUUUUCAGCUAACCAUGGAUUAAGCAGAAAAAGAGAGGAGGUAUGAGGACAAUUUUAAAAGCAUUUAAGGCUGAAUAUAAAAAUUAAAAAAUGCUAUAUUUUAGUUGAAAUGUUUUUAGCGCAAGGUUGGGAUAAUUAUCUCUCAUUUAACUUGGUUACAAUUUAAAUCCAUAUCUGGACUAUACUCAAAACUGCUAACUUGUAUGGUUUUAGAAUUAAUAUCUGGAUCAAUCUCUAUAAUAAAUAAAGCAUAAGAGACUAUACAAAUUCUUUGUUUAGACUGGCAUACUUCAUGUAAUCAAAUAUUACUUGAAAUAAAUGGGUUGCAGUGUGCAUUAAAACAUUUGUGGUGUUCAUUGCAAGAAACUAGAAAUAAAGUAGAUGCAUUUCCGUUGGGAAAUCAUUAUAUAAAUUAUGGCAUAUGAAUAUAAUAUAAUAUUUCUGCAAUGUAAUAAAAAGUAACUAUAAGGAAGUCUGCAAAAACUUAAUCUGAAUUUAUGUAAAGUAAGCAGAACCAGGUACCUGAUCUUUAUAGUGACUACAACAAUGUAAAUAGAAAAAACAGAAAUGAAAUUAUGUGUCAUUGUAAUGUUCAAGCUAAAGAAGAAAGAAAUUGUAUCUCUCUCUUUUUAAGUACAUCCCCUAAAACUAGAUUUAUCAAUGUGUUAAAACUGUGUUAUCAGUUUUGUUAUCUAAUAGCAUUGGGAGGCAACAAAAAUCUGCUUCCCUUUCAAUCACUGUUUUUUUGGCCCUGUAUUCCUUUUUGCAAUGCAUUAUCUAAUAGACCUUUUAAAAAUAUGGAAUUUGAACACUACUUUUCUGCUGCAGAUUAUAUAACAAAAAAAAGUUCCACAAGAAAUUUCAUGCUAAUGUGUAACUUAGAUUGACCUAUAAGUUUCUUUAGUAUAUUAAUUGUAAAUAUUUAUUUAAAUAUAUAUUUUAUACAGGAGUCUCUAAUAUUCUGGUGAAUAGGUUUUAGAGAGUCCCAAAGAAAAUUCAAAGAUAAAAAAUUUUUAAAAAGGAGGCAACCAUAUGAUCCUCCCCAUGAGUUAUGACCAACUUUUCUCUGGCUCUUCUGUAUUUAUGGCCUUUUGGGGAGGUGAAAGGGGUGGGCAGAGGAAUUUUCUAUCACCAGGCUAUAUGCAUCUUCCACACAGUUAUCCAAGUUACUGAUGAGGUUACUCUCCUCAGUUAAUUCCAGACUCCUGCUUGCCUUAAGGCUCAAAUAUAAACUCUUUUCUGUUGGGCAUCGAAAGCCAUUCAUAACUUGGCGCCAACAUAUCUUUCCAACCUUUUUACAUUUUAUUCUCCUUCAUGUCUGCUGUACCUCAUCUGUGACCCUUGAAAUGCUGUUUCUGUGUCCUCCUUUCCUGGAAUGCACUCCUUCCUUCCCUGUGUUUCUUAGAAGUACCAAUUUCCUUUAAGAUUUAGCUCUUAAUGCUACCUUCCACACAAAAACUUUCCUGAUACUAUCUACCCCAGCUCCUUGUUUUUUCUUAAAAUCAACUGUUUUGUAUAUUGGAAAUAUGUGUGGUUUCUCCAAAAUAGAUUUUAAGCUCUUUGAGAGUAAGGACUGUGAGUUUUUGAUUUUGUAACCUAGAACCAGAGUUCUUAAUCUGGGGUCUGUAAACUUGUUUUUGUGUAUAUGUGUUUUGAUAACUGUAAUUCAAUAUUUUGAAUUGUUUUAUUUUUUAAUGUAUUUUAUGCAUUUAAAAAAAAUUGUCUGUGAUACAAGCCCAGAACAUAAUUGUUUAAUAAAUGUUUGUUGAUCGAG
This is a messenger RNA of Antechinus flavipes (yellow-footed antechinus), 3369 nucleotides long. It is a transcript of the gene ELAC1, whose product is annotated as elaC ribonuclease Z 1. The coding region runs from base 100 to 1206 and encodes 368 amino acids. The record is from RefSeq and is a predicted model, not a curated record. Gene Ontology annotation, molecular function: 3'-tRNA processing endoribonuclease activity. The transcript is spliced from 4 exons. Lineage: Eukaryota; Metazoa; Chordata; Mammalia; Dasyuromorphia; Dasyuridae. Gene Ontology annotation, cellular component: nucleus.